UUUCAAGACGAGAUACUUUUGGGACAGCACAAGUCAUUUCCAGAAUAGUUACAUUCCCUAGGAAAUCUGGGUUUUAUACUAUCACUUAAAGGGAAGUAUGCCAUUACUGGUAAAAUCGAACCUUGAAGUGUAUAAAAUUUCAUAAAGUGUUACAUUUUGAAUGCAUAAUUUAAAAUGUGUAAUGAGUUUAGUGAUAAAUGUCUAAUGAUUGAAUCAGUGGUCUGUAUCUAUUCUUGUUCUGUGCGGUUUUCCAUAGUUCGAUUAGUACGCCAUAGUUUUGGGAUUCUUGUUUUAUGCAGGUUUCUUUUAUAUGCUUCAGUGUCUCUCUCUCUCUUUUUUUUUUUUUUUUUUUUUUUUUUUUUUUUUUUGGGUUAUAUGUUUUUUCUUAGUUGCAUAGCAAAACUCUGAAAUUAUUAUAUUUCCAACUGAAAGCAUAAUCCUCUAGUCUUUUUUUUAAAAAAAGUUGUCACUUUUUAUGAAAUUGCCAUUGCCAUUGCAUGAAGCAUUUAGCAUUUCACUUCACUUUACUGUUCUAUUUUCUAAUUUCUAAUCAGUUGGAGUUCUACUACUCAUAGUAAUCUUAGUGUGUUUUCAAAUUUCAUUGUGAUAUGGUUUAAUAUGGAUAAAUAAUUGUUGUACUCUGUUAUGUGUAUGGAUUUUGUCAAUACCAACUAUUUGAGAUUUGUUUAGUUUUGCGACUGCAAGCCUCUAUAUCAACUAGAGGCUGUAAUCCUGAUACUAAUAUACAGUUGUAAAGUCACUUGAUAGGUUUCCCUUACUUGCAAAAUAUCAGUUGUAGUGGAGUCUACAAAAUAAGCCAGUUGCAUCUGUUGCUGCUAUAAUUACAAAAGCCAUAAAAAAUUUAUGAAAAUCCAAUGACAUAAUACAUAAAUAGGCCCUCAAACUUGGCCUCAAAUGACAAGUAUGCCCUCUAACUUUGGGUGUAUACAUUCAAAGUUUUGAGGAGAUAUCAUGAGUCAGAUAGAAAUGUGUUGUUAAAGAGAAUUCGUGAAGCACUUACAAACAAAAAUUACUUAAUUGUCAUGGAUGAUGUGUGGAGCACUGAUGACGGCUGGUGGAAACGGAUCUCAGAAGGACUGCCCAAAUCAGAGAAGCAGAGCAGCUGCGUCAUUAUCACAUCUAGAAACGAAGAUGUUGUUAAGUGAAUGGAAGUCGAGGAAGAACAUAUUCACCGACCCAAGCUGCUUUCCGAGGAAGAGGGCUGGUUGUUAUUUUGCAAGGUUGCAUUCGUGUCAUCCAAGGGAAAAUGCAAGGAUACUGAAUUAGAACGUGUGGGAAAAGACAUACUGAAAAAAUGUGGUCGUCUUCCCCUAGCAUUCAAGACAAUUGGAGGUCUGUUGUCAUCGAAAUCUCAGUUGCUUUCGGUGUGGCAGCCGAUAAGUGAAGAUUUGCCUCAGAUAUUGGCAAACGAAAGCAAGAACCAUGAUUCUUUACUGGCUACCCUGCAGCUAAGUUAUGAUGAGCUUCCUCUCAACCUAAAGCAGUGUAUUCUAUGUUUUGAUUACGAGAUAGAGGUUGAUCAACUGGCAAAUUGGUGGAUUGAAGAAGGAUUCGUUUACAAUACAGGAACAAAAAUUGCAAGAAAAAUGGCUUUUGAAUGUUUAUCAGAAUUGAUAAGUCGAUGCCUGGUUGAAGCGGUGAGGAAAAGAAACUAUGACAGGAGAGUUUACAGUUGCAAGAUGCAUGACAUGAUUCGAGAAAUGAUAAUCAGAAUUGCAAAAGAAGAGAGCUUUUGCAGUUUAGAUGAGAAGAAUGCAAACAUAGCCACAAUCCACUCUCGCUGUUUGGGCGUGACAAAUGAAGCAUUGUUGCUGCCCAUGGAUGGAAACUCAAAGUUAAGGGCACUUCUUCUCACCGAAGCCAAUGCAUUGGCUUCACUAGGCAUGUUGCAUUGGCUCAAGUCAAGUCUCUCCGUGUUUUAGACCUCGCACAUGUCAAGCUUGAGGAGAGUGACCCAUUUUGUGAAGAGGAUAUGUGGCGUUGGAUCACAUCCUUCAAACGCCUAGCUUAUUUGAGUUUUCAAGAUGUGGCAACCUUGACUAAAUUGCCACGAUCCAUAAAACAGUUAUGGGGCCUCCAAAUUUUGGUACUUGGCGAAUACAAGAACCUAAAACAGCUCCCAAGAUCAAUCACUGCUCUUCCAAAGUUGACCGUCUUGGAUGUGGGGAAUUGUACCUCUCUUUCUUAUCUACCACGAGGUCUCUCCAAACUCUCCCAUCUUCAAGAGUUGUAUGGCUUCAAGAUACCUGAUGCAACAAUACCAAAAGCGUGUCACUUGCGUGAUCUUAAGGAUCUGAGAGAACUUCGAGUACUACAAUUGGAUGUCGGAUGGAAGCAUGAUAGAGGAGGAAGAACUAACAGUACUCGAACAAUCAACAGCUCAGGAUGCUAAUUAUUAAUGCUGGUGACCGUCAAGAUGAAAUUUUCUUAGAGAAGCUAGAGAAGUUGUACCUAAGGUACUUCUGUGGAAACACUACCCCAACAUGGAUAGCCCCCAAAUUGCUAGAAACAAGUAAAGAAAGUUAUUUGUUGGUUAAGAAAGUUAUUUCUUAGUCUCUGUAUUUUGAAGAACGAAACCUGAUGCCAGUGUAAUCUUUCUAUUCUACCAAGAGGAAAACAGCAGACAUGGUAAGACCGAAGCUGGUCCUUACUUAGCAACUAUAAAAUUCAACUUGUGAGCAAUCAAUUGUGUCCAACAAUUCUCACUUCCCCUUAGCCAUUUGACUUUGGAAAGAACUUGUGAAAGCAAAGCACAACCUGCAACAAAAAAGAAGUAUCAAAAGUUUAAGUACCACUCAUCACUUGUACCAUGAUUGAAAUUGGAUUCAAGUUGCAGUCUUGUAACUUCACACCAUAUCAAAUAAGUUCAUGUUUUCAAUCAUAUGAAGUCUAUUCUAUUUUUGCUUCUCCAAUACAAAUCACGGUCCUAAGCUCAUCUUAAAAAGUGAAUAAGAACCAGAUCUUUAUCAGACAAAAUCCCUUAUAAUUGUGCAGGAGAAUGGCAACUGACGAC
This is a messenger RNA of Lycium barbarum (goji berry), 3034 nucleotides long. Its product is annotated as disease resistance RPP13-like protein 4. NCBI's taxonomy places the organism in Eukaryota, Viridiplantae, Streptophyta, Magnoliopsida, Solanales, Solanaceae. Gene Ontology annotation, biological process: defense response to other organism. The transcript has a single exon. Gene Ontology annotation, molecular function: ADP binding. Bases 1167 to 1943 code for a protein of 258 amino acids. The record is from RefSeq and is a predicted model, not a curated record.